AUGGAGGCACAUGAUUUCAACUACAUGGGAUGUGGAUACGAUAAGGAAGACAAAGCAGCUAGAGCUUAUGAAUUAGCAGCCCUCAAGUAUUGGGGUCCCACCACCACCACAAACUAUCCGGUUUGCAACUAUGAGAAAGAGCUUGAAGAAAUGAACAACAUGACUAGGCAAGAAUUUGUUGCUUCACUUAGAAGGAAAAGCAGUGGUUUUUGUAGACUAGCCUCAAUUUAUAGAGGUGUGACAAGGUGUCCUCUUUAUUCUUUGGUUCAACCCAUGUGCACAACUCACUAUCACUUAUUCUUUUCAUUUGUGGAUUUCUGCCUUUGA
This is a messenger RNA of Helianthus annuus (common sunflower), 327 nucleotides long. Its product is annotated as AP2-like ethylene-responsive transcription factor AIL5. Gene Ontology annotation, molecular function: DNA-binding transcription factor activity; DNA binding. Bases 1 to 327 code for a protein of 108 amino acids. The transcript is spliced from 5 exons. NCBI's taxonomy places the organism in Eukaryota, Viridiplantae, Streptophyta, Magnoliopsida, Asterales, Asteraceae. The record is from RefSeq and is a predicted model, not a curated record. Gene Ontology annotation, biological process: regulation of DNA-templated transcription.